UAAAGCAAAAAUUUAUCCAGUAAAGGGCUUUCAUGAAGAAAUUAAAGAGAAACGACAAGCAACAGGGAAACCAGGCAUUUGUGUGCUGGAGAAACCACCUAAAACAACUGUGUGGCUGAGGUGAAAGCAUGAAGACACCUGGAAGACAUUUUACUGAGUGUGACAUUUCUGCCCGUCUUUCUGCUUAGGGAAGAGAGGAUAUAGUUUUCUGGAGAAUAAGAGUGCAGUGUAAACAUGGAGACUACAGUUUCUGAAAUCCAAGUAGAAAAUAUGGAUGAGAAGCGGGCAGCAGAAGGCAGGGCUCAGGAGGACAGGCGGGAGGGCCGAGCAUCCAAGCUCUGCUUCAAGAGAAGGAAGAAAGCGGCCCAGGCGCGGGAGCCCAAAACUGCCUCUGAAGCUGCCCACGUGGCAAAGAAGCGGCCCCCAGAAGCAGGAGCUUCCGACCAGCCACAGUCCCCAGGGGGGGCCUGGGCCUCCAUCAAACGUCUCGUAACUCGCAGGAAAAGGGCCAAUGCAUCCAAGCCGCCAAAGCCGCUGGGGGCUGAAGUGCAGCCCGGAGUCAGUGCUGAGGAUGCCGAUCUUUCUAGGAAAAAGACCAGAUCCAAGCUUAAGAUUCCCUGCAUACGGUUCUCGAGAGGGGCAAAAAGGAGUCAUCAUUCUAAAAUCAUAGAAGACUCAGACUGCAGUAUCAGAGUCCAGGGAGAGACUGAACAUCUGGACACACAAACUCAGACCGAGUCGGAUGACCAGGCGACAAAGGCUAAGUCAACCCAGAAUCUGGAUGAGUGCGUCUCGAGGAAGGAUGGUGAUGAGCUCUGUGAGUCACACCUGAGUAACAGUACAACUUCCGGAGAGAAAGUGAUCUCAGUGGAACUUGGAUUAGAUGACGGGCAUUCUGCUAUUCAAACAGGAACUCUAAUCCCUGAAAAGGAAAUUGAAACCAUUGAGGAAAAACAAGAUGUCCAACCCCAGCAAGCAAGCCUGCUUGAAACUUCAGAAACAGACCACCCGCCGCCAGUAGCUUCUGAGGCUCCUCCUUCACCUGUAAUUCCAGAUCAACAAACUGUGGAAGCAGCCAGAAACGGUGUCCUAGAAAGUGGACCGAACUGGUAUGAUGACGAACCUGAAGAGAUUGUAGCUGAAGAGAAUGAGCUGAAAGACACUGAACCGAGCCCGAAAGAGACUGAACCGAGCCCAGAAACCGAUUUUAAAGAAAAUGGGAUCACUGCAGAGAAACCCAAAUCAGAAGAGAGCAAGAGAAUGGAGCCAAUUGCUAUUAUUAUUACAGACACUGAAGUCAGUGAGUUUGAUGUUAAGAAGUCUAAAAAUGUCCCUAAGCCAUUCUUAAUUUCAAUGGAAAAUGAGCAAGUAGGGGUUUUCACUAAUGACGGUGGUUUUGAGGGUAGGACUUCAGAACAGUAUGAAACGCUCUUGAUAGAAACAGCCUCUUCUCUCGUCAAGAACGCUAUCCAGUUGUCUAUCGAGCAGCUGGUUAAUGAAAUGGCCUCUGAUGAUAAUAAAAUAAACAAUCUUCUACAGUGACUUUCCCGAUCAUGGGAGGAAAAAACAGCUUAAUGAAUUAUUUUACACAUCGGUGGCAUUUCUCAGUAACAAAAGAUUGUUCAUUGGUAGAAUUUCAAGGUACAAUUCUAGCCCAGAAGUGCCAGAGAAUAAGCCAAGUUUGUAAAACUCUCUCUGCCACUGAAAUGCAGUCACUGCUGGACUGGAGGAAGGCAGCAUGGAUUGCAAUGCCAGGUGACAUUCAGGAAACACUAAAAUGCCAUGUGGAGAUUGUAGUGCUCUGGGGAAGGAAGGUGCAUUUAUUGAGCACUUAUGAUAUACCUUAAGUUCUUUCAUGUCCUCUGAUGUCACCAAGUCUGAUUUCCUUUUGAUAAUUCAACCAUGUGUAUAGGUUGGCAUCCCAUUCCAUUUUUAAAAGCUCAUUUUUUACAGUGCACUUUUAUGUUGUUUAAAAUGAUGAAUAAGGUGAGCCUCUUUUGUGAAUGUGUGACUUAUAGUUGCUACACUCCUAAGCAGUAGUAACUCAAAAAAUAGAUUGCCUUUUGCCCAAUUUCAGCAGAUAUUCAAAAUAUUCAUCUUGAAAUGAAACAUGAGUGGUUUUCUAGUCUUGCUCAAGUCCCUUAAAAGAGCCAUUCACAAAUUCCUUCAACCAGGCAAGUAGGUACUAAGUGCACAAGUAUGGAAACCGGGAGUGUAUUUUUCCCUCUCCAUCUCCCUUUUGCAUCAGCAGACCUGUAUAUGUGGAUUAAUUUCUCAGUACACCUUUAUAUUAUGUAACCAUUAGUUCGCCAGUUGCAUAGCUUGUCGAUUGAUAUUUGGCUUUUAAAUGAGCUCCAGAACCAAGAAAAUAAAAUAUAAAUAAUUUCAAUA
This is a messenger RNA of Carlito syrichta (Philippine tarsier), 2391 nucleotides long. It is a transcript of the gene AKAP5, whose product is annotated as A-kinase anchoring protein 5. Gene Ontology annotation, biological process: positive regulation of adenylate cyclase activity. Bases 235 to 1542 code for a protein of 435 amino acids. The record is from RefSeq and is a predicted model, not a curated record. Gene Ontology annotation, molecular function: GABA receptor binding; protein kinase A regulatory subunit binding; calmodulin binding. Gene Ontology annotation, cellular component: excitatory synapse; postsynaptic density; dendritic spine. The transcript has a single exon. NCBI's taxonomy places the organism in Eukaryota, Metazoa, Chordata, Mammalia, Primates, Tarsiidae.